AUGUUGUCCGCUCAGCAGACCGCGAGCCAGCAGCCUGCGGACUCUGGAGGGACGCUGCAGUACCAAGGCCUCGAGGGCGCCACCCCGCGUCCAGCUUACGACUCGCAGACGCAGCCCGACAGCUUCGGCGAGCCCUUAGCGCUGGACACCACCCUGGACACUCUGCCCAAUGACGAGCCCGUGCCGAGCGCCGAGCCUUCCCCUGCCUCGCUGCUGGAGUCGGACGACGAUGAUGACGGUCGAGACGCAGCCGAGCCCAUCGUCAAGCUCGAGAGCGAGGCAGCCCAGCCCAUCGUGGUUGCCGAGGCCGAGGAAGCUGACGAAGUCGGUGACGGCGCUGCUGCAGUGACGCAGCCUGCGGUCGUCGAGGCUGCCACUCCCCCUCGCAAGGGCUCAAUUCCUGAUGUGCCUGAAACGUCAGACGAGGAGAACGGGGGGGACACGGUAUCAGCGGAGGACGAUGAGAUGUACAUGAUGCAGCAGGAGGAGAAGUUGAACCAGAUGAAGAGGCGAGUCGAGAUGAUUGCGAAGAAGAUCGAUGCUCGUUCGACUCGGAGACGCGUGGCAGUGCCGAAGGCGGAUGCGAGUACAGCUAAGGUGGCGGAGCCCGCCGAGGCGGCCGCGGCCGCGGCGAGCGGCGCAGAGGGCGAGGUCGGCGCCAUCGCAUCGACUGGCGGCAACGAGGCCGACAGCGACGACGCUACGCUCGCACAGGUGCUCGAGGAGUCUAAGCGGCAGAGCCAGGAGCACUCGCGCAAGAUCAGCGAGGCUAAGGCGAAGGAGGACGCCGACUUGCAGGAAGCCCUCGCGAUCAGCAAGAUGACCGCCAAGCGCAGGGGGCCGCCUGAGAGUCCGCCCCACCCCAUGGCCAGGUCGUCCAAGGACCCCAUGCCCGUGACCUCGGCGGAGACGCAGGAGAGCGUGGAUCGCGCGCAGGUGUCCACAGGCCUCGCUGCCGACGACACGGCGCUCGCGUCGCCGAAGCCUCGCGAGAAGGCCAGCGCCGCGUUGCAUAUCAACUCCUUCAAGACCAUGUGGCAGGGCGUCGAGGGGAAGACGUUCGACACGCCCGAAAAGGUCAGGACGGUCAGCAAGGUGAAGACCAGCCGCGACGAGUGCGUGGCCAAGGUGGAGUUGCUCCUUCGCGGCGGCGACGUCCCCGACGAGCUGGCGAUCAACGACCUGAUGACGGGCUUCCUGUCAAGCGACUGUCUCGGCGAGCUCUUGCACGCCAAGGGGUUCGACAAGGACACUUUGGUGCCUGCGCCUGGCCAGUUCGAUGACGAGGGCACCUCUGGCGGCAGUGGCGCGGCCGCAGCAGCGCAGGCUCCGAUGACAGAGAAGGAGCGCAAAGAGCACGAGCUGUGGGAGAAGACGAAGCAGAAUGGCUUCGUGUUCGCAGCCAGCGCCAGGAACAACAACCCCAUGGCGAGCCGCUUCGACAGGGCGAAAAAGAAGGACCCCUCCCUCAAGGCGGAGUACGACGCCUACCAGGGCGACGACGAGGGCGCCGAGCGUUUCAGGCGCAACUGGGCGGAGGGCGAGUACAACAAGUACGUCAAGAAGAAGAGCUUGACGACCAGCUUCACCAAGCAGUCGAUCAAGAGCGGGUGGUACCUCCCAAUCGGGAGGGUGGCCCACAAGGAGGGCGGCGGCAAAUUAGGGUGGCUGCAG
Molecule: messenger RNA, 1674 nt
Organism: Prorocentrum cordatum
Lineage: Eukaryota; Dinophyceae; Prorocentrales; Prorocentraceae
Source: the annotation of a GenBank genome assembly